UUUUAGGGCGUCUCUCACUGCUUUUGAUCGUAGAUUCGAUUCUUACCUUGCUUGUUUCGCCCGCGUAUUUGAUAAAUUUCAGGGAAUUGUGCGGUCGAUCAAAGCGUUUGAACCAUGUCUGUCGAUGUGAAACAUCCGCUUGAUGCGGCAAGCACCGAUCUGCUCGAAGUGAGUCGCCAUCGACUCGAACCACUCUCGACAAAGAUGGAAGAGCGAGAUGCAGACGUUAUGAAGGCCUUUAUUCAAUCGAUGGGAACGAUGGGAGAGGUAUCAACGGACUAUCGUGACUCAGAGGAAGAUCAGUGGAUGGAACAACAAAGCUCCGCGCGGCUGUUCGAACGAUCUCGAAUCAAAGUGCUAGCAGAUGAAAGAGAAAAGGUUCAGAAAAAGACAUUUACAAAAUGGAUCAACUCACAUCUUCAGAGAGUUGGUGCCAGGGUUAAUGACCUUUAUCAUGACCUUAAAGAAGGAAAGAAGUUGAUUCUUCUUCUUGAAAUCCUAUCUGGAGAAAAGUUGCCCAAACCAUCCAAGGGAAGAAUGCGAAUUCACAUGCUUGAAAAUGUUGACAAGGCUUUAACAUUCUUGAAACAACAGAAGGUCCAUUUGGAAAACAUUGGUGCACAUGACAUUGUUGAUGGAAACAACAAGAUUACACUGGGUCUGAUAUGGACAAUAAUCCUUAGAUUCCAGAUUCAAGAUAUUACCAUUGAAGGUGAAACAAAAGAAAAGAGAUCUGCUAAAGAUGCCCUGUUAUUGUGGUGUCAGUCCAAGACUGUUGGGUAUCGCAAUGUCACUGUGUCCAACUUUACCACAAGCUGGCGAGAUGGAUUAGCUUUCAAUGCGCUUAUUCACAGACACAGGCCUGAUCUUAUUGAAUAUGAAAAACUAACAAAGAGUGAGCCAGAGAAAAAUUUGAACCUGGCUUUUGAAGUGGCAGAGACACAGCUUGAAAUACCACAGCUGUUAGAAGCAGAAGAUGUCAAUGUUGAUUUCCCUGAUGAGAAGUCAGUCAUCACCUAUGUGGCAGCUUAUUAUCAUUACUUUGCCAAGAUGAAGACAGUGGAAGUUAGUGGCAGCCGAAUUGGCAAGGUAAUUGAGCGCAUCAAGGAAAACCAUGAACUGAUCAUCGAAUAUGAGAAGCUGGCAACAGAUCUUCUUGAGUGGAUCCAGAUCACCAUUGUGAAGCUCUCAGACAGGAAGUUUGCCAACACUCUUGUUGGAGUUCAGCAAGAGAUGUUAGAGUUUAAUCAGUACAGAACUCAGGAAAAGCCACCCAGGUUUGUUGAGAAAGGAAACCUUGAAGUACAGUUGUUUAUUCUGACAAGCAAACUGCGUGCCAAUCACCAAAAGAUGUACACUCCUCCUGAGAACAAGGCACUGAGUGAUAUCAACAAGGCUUGGGAAGCACUUGAAAGAGCUGAACAUGAAAGGGAACUGGCUCUGAGAGAAGAACUCAUGAGGCAAGAAAGACUAGAGAUGCUUGCUGCUAAGUUUGACAGAAAGGCUGCCAUGAGAGAGACAUGGUUGAAUGAGAACCAGCGUCUGGUGUCCCAAGACAAUUUUGGAAAUGACAUAGCUGCCGUGGAAGCUGCUACAAAGAAACACGAGGCAAUUGAAACUGAUAUCAUGGCAUACGAAGAACGUAUCAAAGCCAUCGUUCAAGUUGCAGAUGAAUUACACAGAGAAAACUACCAUGAAUCAGACCGAAUCCAGGAGAGGAAAGACCUGAUUUUAAGGCUUUGGGAGCAACUGCUGGAAUUGCUGAAGCGUCGACGAUCUCGGUUGGAGAAGUCCAUGAAACUGCAACGCUGCUUCCAAGAAAUGAUAAACACAAUUGAUUGGAUGGAUGAGAUCAAGAUGGGCCUUUUAUCUGAAGAUUAUGGUAAACACUUGCUUGGCGUGGAAGAUCUUUUACAAAAACACAGUCUGGUAGAAGCAGACAUUGCAGCACAAGCUGACCGAGUGAAGUCUGUGAACGAACAAGCUGAAGUGUUCCUACACUUGGACAAUGAAGAGGAUGGUUUCAAACCAGACGAAAACCAGAUCAGAGAUCAUCAAGCUGAAUUAGAAGGUGCCUACAAUGAGCUCCUGCAGCUUGCAGCAGCAAGGCGUGCCAGACUAGACGAGUCUCACAAGCUACAGACCUUCUACCGGGAUGCUGAAGAGGAAGAGAUGUGGGUGUCAGAGAAGGCUCAUUCCUUGCAGUCUACAGACUAUGGACAUGAUCUGAACAGUGCCAUGGUCCUGUUGAACAAACAUGAGGCAGUUGAGCGUGAACUCGCGAAGCGUGACACUCAUACACAGGCCGUGAUGAAGAGUGGCCAGGAUCUUCUGGAUUCUGGACACUACUCCUCAGACACGAUCCAGUCGCGCAUGAUCAGCAUCCAGAACAAAUGGACAAACUUGGAAGACGUGGCUGGCUAUCGCAAGAAGAAGAUCGGGGAAAAUCAGAAGUUGCAACAGUUUAUCUCUGACUAUAAUGAUAUCAUGUCGUGGCUGGAUAUGAUGGAAAGGAUUGUCGCCAACGAUGACCUUGGAUAUGAUGAGGCAAGCAGCGACACAUUGUUGAAGAAACACAAGAUCAUCGAGGAAGACAUCGAGAAUUAUGCUUCAGUGAUCAAAGGCCUCCAUGAUGAGGUUGAUGAACUUGGUGACGAGGACAAGACCUCCCGUGAAGUGGUCGACAGAUGCAGAAAUGUGGACACUCGAUACGAAAACUUACGGCUGCAAGCUGCUAACCGCAGACACAAACUCUUGGAUGCUCUUUCUCUUCAUCAACUCAACAGAGAUGCUUACAUCGUGGAUAGCUGGAUCAAUGAGAAGGAGGAUAGGCUCGAAGCAGCUCUCACUGUCGAAAAGAGUAUGGAUCUUGAAGAAUGUCAAAUCAUUGAACAACGAUUUGACGGAUUCCAGCAGGAGUUGAAUGCGAACGAGAAGCGUGUUGGAGUUGUGAACGAUCUUGGAGGCCAACUUAUUGAGAAAGGACACAUCAAUUCUGAUGAAAUCAAAGACACCAUUGAUGGUCUCAACACAAAGUGGGCAAAUCUUCGAAAUGCGGCCGACAUCAAGAAGGCAAAACUAGAUAAAGCCCUCAGACUCCAACAAUUCCAUGCUGGUGUCCACGAAACCAAGUUGUGGAUUACCGAGAAGUCCAGUCUCUUGCUCAGUGUAGAGGAAGUCACUAACAUGAAGGAUCUUGCUACAGUAAUGAUCUUGCAGCGACGGCUCAACAGCAUCCAACGAGAUCUGGGACCUUUAGAAGACAAGGUCACAAAGUUGGAAAAUGACUCUGAAGUUCUUUGCUCUGAGUACCAAGGGGAACCAGAAGAACCAAUCAUCAGGGAUAAAAUCAAUGUCGUCAGCAGUGCCUGGGUCGACCUUAAGGACAACGUGAAGCAGCGAGAUGAUGCUUUGGCAGAAUCAGGAGAGUUGCAGCACUUUGUUAUUGAUCUUGACAAUUUCCAAAUAUGGUUGAACAACACUCAGAAUGAGGUUGCCUCUGAGGAAAUGCCUGUAUCGUUGAUUGAUGCAGAGAAGAUGUUGAAAGAACUUGAGGACCUUAAGGACGAGAUUGACAGCCGAGAACCUGACUUCAAGCAGUUGAUGUUGAGUGGUCCAAAGUGGAUCCAGGACGAGUCAGACCUCCAACAGCAAUCGCUGAAAGAACAGCUUGACAACUUGGAGACUGGAUGGAGUGAUGUACAUAUCCUGUGGGAUAACAGGAAGAAAAUGCUAAUUCAGGCCUUAAACCAUCAGCUUUUUAUCCGAGACUCCAAACAGUGUGAAGCCAUUCUCGGCCAGCAAGAGUUGUUCCUGUCCAAGGAGGAAAGCGGAGCUACUGUAGAGACCGUAAAAGAGCUGAUAAAGAAGCACGAAGAAUUUGAUAAACGAAUGCAAACCAAUGACGAUAAGAUCAACCAAAUGAUCCAGUUUGCCGAUCGUCUCAAUGAUGAAAAUCACUAUGCAUCUGACAAGAUCACAGAAAAAGCACGCAGCAUCGAUGAAAGGAGGAACGCAAAUCACGAAAAGAUGGCGGCAGCAUUGAAGAGGUUGAGAGAUGCUUUGGAGCUUCAACAAUUCAUCCAAGACUCCGAAGAUAUGUACGAUUGGCUGAACGAGCGACUGUUGAUCGCUUCGGAAGAGACUUACAGAGACUUGAGUAACAUCCAGGGUAAAGUCAUGAAACACAGGGCCUUUGAAGCUGAGAUCCAGGCCAACAAGGAGCGCCUUGACAAUAUCUGUGAGUCUGGAAACAACAUCGCUGAAGAGAAACCACAAAACAGGCCAGAAAUUGAAGAGCGAUUAGAAAAACUAAACGUCAAAUGGCAAGAACUGUCAGAUGCGUCCAAGCAGAAGGGAACCAAGUUAGGUGACGCACAGAAACAGGAAGAAUUCAACACUGGAGUUCAAAACAUCCAACAGUGGUUCACAGAGAUCGAACAAACUGUUGUCACCCACGAGAAGGCGACUGACUUGACCACAGCCACAAGGCUCUACCAGAAACACAAGAUGAUGGAAAAAGAAAUCUUGGCCAGGCGACAGCGUAUGCAAGAACUGAACUGCCAAGCUCAAGAUCUUGUUGAUGCUGGACACUUUGAUCCUAAUGCAGUGGAGGAAACUCGCAUUGUUAUGGAAGAAAGGCUGAGCAAGUGGCUGCUAGGACCCAGGACCUGCAAGAGAAAUACGACAAUCUUAAGAAAUUGUCGGAUGCGUACAAAGGUCAGCUGGACCUGUCACUACAGGCUAAACAGUAUUACUACGAUGCAGCAGAAGCUGAAUCGUGGAUGAGCGAACAAGAAUUGAACAUGAUGGGUGACGAACGUGGAAAAGACGAAGCAAGCGCCAAUGCCAUGCUCAAGAAACACGAGACUUUGGAGGCAGCCAUUGCUGAUUAUUCCGAGACAGUCAAUGAAUUAGGUGACACAGCUAAUGCUCUUGUGGAGAGCGAGCAUCCCGAGAGUGAGGCAGUCAAGAAACGUCAAGGUCAGAUCGAAAAAUUGUACGAAGGAUUGAAGGACCUAGCAGAGGAACGCCGAGGGAAACUGGACGAGACUCUUAAACUUUAUCAGCUGCAGGGAGAAAUUGAUGAUCUGGAACACUGGAUCGCUCAGAAGGAAGUGGUAGCUGGAUCGCAGGACAUUGGACAAGAUCUUGCCCAAGUAGAGUUGCUUAUCGAGAAAUUCCGCGAGUUCGCGCGUGAUACUACGAACACUGGCACCGAGCGCGUGGCUGCCACGAAUGCUGUCUGUGAUCAGCUGAUUGGAACAGGUCACACUGACGCUGCUACGAUAGCGGAGUGGAAAGAUCAGAUCAACGAGUCAUGGGCCGAUCUUUUGGAACUCAUUGAAACGAGGACAAAGAUGUUAGAAGCUGCCCGUGAAUUGCAUAAAUUCUUCUACGAGGCCAAAGAAGUAUUAGCCAUGAUCCAGGAGAAAGAAAACCUUCUCACAGACGACCUUGGUCGGGAUUUGAAUAGCUUACAUCAACUGCAAGUUGUGCACCAAGGAUUCGAAGCAGAUUUGGCACCACUCGGCAAUCAGGUCGUCGCGGUCCAGGAGGAAGCCAGUCGCCUCCAGGGCUCUUAUGCCGGUGACAAAGCUAGAGAAAUCCAAGACAAAGAGGACGAAGUGUUAGACGCAUGGAAGCGUCUCAACUGGCGUGUAAAACAGCGCACUGAGCGCCUUCAUGACGCUGAUGACUUAUACCGAUUCUUACUGGCUGUUCAAGACCAGAUGCUGUGGAUGAACGACAUGCUGAAGCAAAUUUUAACCUAUGAGAAAGCGAAGGAUGUUCCUGGAGUCGAGGUCUUGAUGGAACAACAUCAAACCAGGAAAGUUGAAAUUGAUGCACGCGAAGACAGUUUCCAGAAUGUUGUGAAGAUGGGAAAAGACUUGAUCGCCCGAAACCAUUACGCUACUCCUGAGAUUAAUGAGAAGCUGGAUAUGUUGAACCGACACAAAGAUGAAUUGUCACUCGAGUGGGACAAGAGAUGGGAACAUCUUCAACUAGUCCACGAAGUCAUGCAGUUUGCACGUGAUGCUCACAUGGCGGAAGGAUGGAUGAUCGCUCAGGAACCAUACCUGAAAAACGAGAACCUUGGGAGCGAUCUCAACGAAGUCGAACAGCUGCUGGAGAAACACAGCAACUUCGAGAAACUCGUCAAUACUCAAGAAGAAAGAUUCCAGGCUCUUGAGCGCCUAACGACGUACGAGCUCCGUGAAGGAAAGCGUCGCAAAAUGGAACAAGAACGCCGUGAACGAGAAGAACGAGAAAGAAAAGAGAGAGAAGAAAAAGAACGGCAGGAACAACUGGAGAGAAUCCGCAGACAGGAGGAAGAAGAGCUCCGACGACGAGAAGAGGAAGAAGCACGCAGAAGAAGUGAGCAAAGGGAAGCUGAACAGAGAGCGAGGGAGGAGGCUGUCGUUGUCGCAGAAGCUGAAGGGGUCGAAGGCGCACCAGAUGAAAAAGAAACAGACGAGAGCGUUACAGACGGUAAAAUGGAAGGCUAUCUGUAUCGUAAGCCAACAAUGGAUGCUCCCAACAGAAAGGCACCAAUCAGGCAAUGGAAGCAAUUCUAUGUUGUUUUACAAGACAUGUCUCUUCAUUUCUACAAAGAUCAGAAAACGGCACGCGUGGAUCACGAGGCAGCCCAUUCUUUGACUACAGAGGAAGGUUUUGUGGAAAAAGCCGUUGAUUACACCAAGAGAAAGAACGUGUUCAGAUUCAGAUCCAGUGCUGGUCAAGAAUUCCUUUUCCAAGCUAAAGAUGAGGAGGACAUGAAACUGUGGAUUAAACACAUUCAGGAGAAUAUCAGCGGAGAGGCUGCCGGGAAAGAUGCAUCACCUGGCAAGAAAACUGACAAGGGCAAAGGUGGAAGCGGCAUUUUUGGCAAACGAAGAAGCAAAAACUUAGAUAAGGAGAAAGAGGAGAAGAAAUAAAAGAAGAUGAAACGAAAAGUUAUGAAUAUCUGUGAAACAGUUAAUCGCUUUGUUUAGGAAUUUCAUUUUGUAAUGGAGCGUUUCAGACGAAUUAUUCUUUGGCUUUCUUGAAGGAAUGUUGUUUAAACUGGAUAGACCUGUUUGUAAAGUUUAUUGUGUGUAAGUGUUUUCUUGCUAAGCAAAAACGAAUUCUAGUGUGAACUGAGACGGUUUUAGUUUUCAAAAGGAUUUUGUGCCUCUUAGAACAAAAACCGAAAGAAGCUUUUUACGCGAACUUCGCUAGAUAGCGUCAGAGGUAAAGAUGGACGUUAAGACCUUUGUCUUACAAGGGAGGUGAUUAAAAUCAGACGAGCGACACAGAAGAAUUGUGAAUCACGAGAAUGGAAAGGUUAUGUUGUUGUAAGUUUAAUAGUCAGCAUUCAUUAGUUCAACAUACAUAUUUUUAGGUGUGCUUUAUUUUGAACAAAUACCUUUGGAAGGGAGAGGAAAAACUUUUAAGUGGUAUAUAGAUAUUUUCUUUUUUUUUUUUUCCUUUUUUUUUUCUCUUAAUUGUAAUUAACUUACAUUUUGUUAAGUCAUCAAAUACGAGUUUAAGGAAUGGGUUUAGUUGAAAAACUUCAAACUUUGAUGCUUAAUUUCUCUGUUACAUUUUCUUGUUGAGAUACGUUUCGCUAAAACGGUGAAUGUAGAUGAAAACGUUACACUGGUUCAAGGAAGGAAUUAUCCGCGAAAAUAUAAUCUUGAUAACAUUGCAGGUGAUCAGAUAAUAAGUGUGAACAUCCUACUUUUUUUCUCUUGAUUCACCUUGAAUUGUGUAGUACAAUAUUGCGAACAGCGCUUAGCUGGUCAAUAAAGUUAAAUAAUGCUAA
Molecule: messenger RNA, 7807 nt
Organism: Pocillopora damicornis (cauliflower coral)
Lineage: Eukaryota; Metazoa; Cnidaria; Anthozoa; Scleractinia; Pocilloporidae
Product: spectrin beta chain, non-erythrocytic 1
Cellular component (GO): spectrin
Molecular function (GO): actin binding; structural constituent of cytoskeleton; phospholipid binding
Source: RefSeq, a predicted model, not a curated record